This is a messenger RNA of Anopheles funestus (African malaria mosquito), 597 nucleotides long. RefSeq names its product N-alpha-acetyltransferase 38, NatC auxiliary subunit (gene Sbat). The record is from RefSeq and is a predicted model, not a curated record. The coding region runs from base 139 to 555 and encodes 138 amino acids. Gene Ontology annotation, cellular component: NatC complex. Gene Ontology annotation, molecular function: RNA binding. Lineage: Eukaryota; Metazoa; Arthropoda; Insecta; Diptera; Culicidae. The transcript is spliced from 4 exons.
CAGGCACGGGAUAUUGUUUAGAGGGAGACAUUCUGUCAUUUGCUCUUGACAAGUCGAAAUUUGCUGCUUGGGAUCCCGGUGAAAAACAUAUAGUAGUGGUGUUGUCAAGCAGCUCUCUAGAGUACAUAAACAAAGAAAAUGAAGGAGUCGGAAAAGGAUAACCAGACGAAUCCUGUAGCAGGAAUCGAGGGCUCGGAAAAUGUUUCCAGUUCAGAUCCAACAAAGGCUGCUCUAAAUCAAGCGUUUGCCCAAAUGGAUAUUCGGCCAAAGGAAUCGUGCCUUGAGGACACGGAUAGUGGAACAGAUAACGAUGAGGAUUACAUGAAACGACAAACGCUGAAAAUGUGGAUAAAUCGAUUGUUUCGCAUCAAAAUGACUGAUGGCCGAAUACUGAGUGGUUAUUUCGUGUGUACCGAUGCCGAUGCCAACGUUGUGCUGCAGGCCACGAGCGAAUUCACCGAAAUAGGAGGAGAAGAACGAAUCCUUGGACUGGUAAUGAUACCUGGUCGGUACAUAGUGUCGAUAGAAGAACGCAAUCCCAGAUUUACGUGGUAACAAACAAAUACAUGAUUGUUUUAUUUUCUACACAUCCACUAA